GGGACCUGCUCGUGUCGUGAGCAAGCUACGUGCUGCAGAAUUCACAUCUACCACCAAAAAUCUCCCUCGACUAUCUCAUGAAGACGUAUAUCAAGAGCACGCACAGCUCACUACAGUCUCAAGCGAUCUGGGGCGCGAAUUUAAUUUCUGUUUUACGAGCAUCCGUGAAUUUACAGCCUGCGAUGCUUGUGCUUACACGAUUAUUGAUUUGUUAAUAAUGCGCACGGAUUUAUGCACAUUUAAAGACGUGAUUGAUUUAUUUAUGGUCGGUUGUUAGAAGAAGGUAGAAGGUGCAUUAUAUCGCGGAGGCGCUGAAAUUGAGCUCUUUUCAUCUGUUUGCGUUUGUGAUCGAGCAGGAGGGAGGAGUGGCGGAGAAACGUCUGGUUAUCCAUGACCUCAGAUUUACAGCAUUACAGUUUCAGGAUGCCGAAUAUAGGGUUCCAGAACCUUCCCCUCAAUAUCUACAUUGUGGUCUUUGGGACGGCCAUUUUCGUCUUCAUCCUCAGCCUACUCUUCUGCUGCUACCUGAUUCGGUUACGGCACCAGGCUCACAAAGAGCUCUAUGCAUACAAGCAGGUUAUUCAAAAGGAAAAGGUCAAAGAAUUAAACUUGCAUGAGAUUUGUGCGGUGUGUUUGGAGGAAUUCAAGCAGAAAGAUGAGUUGGGAAUCUGCCCUUGUAAACAUGCCUUUCACAGAAAGUGCCUUAUUAAAUGGCUGGAGGUGAGGAAGGUUUGCCCGCUGUGCAACAUGCCCGUUUUGCAGCUGGCGCAGCAGCAGAGCAUGUCCGAAUCUGUGCCCCCAUCGCAGCAGCCUCUGCCCGGAGUGGAGAACCUGGUGUAGCCCCUCCUGUUUCUCCUAAAUAUCUGACCACCACUACCUUUACACUCACUCCUGUACAGGUACACACUCAUGUCCAAGGACAGAGCACAGGAUUUGUGCCUGGAGCCACGGUGACCUGCAUAUGUUCAUGUCCUACCUUGGUGGCUUUAAAAAGGAUUUUUUUCCCCAAAUUACUGUAAUAGAUGAUUUACUCAAUCUAUUUUAUUUGGGUUUAGCUUUUUUUCCUGUGGGAUAAUGAAGAAGAAUUAAGUGUACAUGGCCAAGCCAUGUUUAAAGUAACCGUUCCACACCAAAGCACUUUUUUGAGGACACCAGUGAGAGGCAAAUAAAAGACAAGGACUAAAAAAAAACAUAACAUUAAGAAAAACAAAAACUACUUUUUUAACAAAAGGUUUUUUAAACAAGCGCUUUACACAAAAGUCAAACCUAGUUGCUUGUGAUAGUAGCAAGAUCUUGUUUUAUAUUUUAUGAUUUCAAACUUUUUUAGAGCCACAGAGCAAACCAUUGUUUU
Molecule: messenger RNA, 1351 nt
Organism: Sinocyclocheilus anshuiensis
Lineage: Eukaryota; Metazoa; Chordata; Actinopteri; Cypriniformes; Cyprinidae
Gene: rnf24
Product: ring finger protein 24
Exons: 6
Coding region: 391-840 (149 amino acids)
Biological process (GO): proteasome-mediated ubiquitin-dependent protein catabolic process
Cellular component (GO): endomembrane system
Molecular function (GO): ubiquitin protein ligase activity; zinc ion binding
Source: RefSeq, a predicted model, not a curated record